This is a messenger RNA of Hylaeus volcanicus, 4655 nucleotides long. It is a transcript of the gene Hsc70Cb, whose product is annotated as 97 kDa heat shock protein. Gene Ontology annotation, molecular function: ATP-dependent protein folding chaperone; ATP binding. Lineage: Eukaryota; Metazoa; Arthropoda; Insecta; Hymenoptera; Colletidae. Bases 202 to 2796 code for a protein of 864 amino acids. The transcript has 12 exons. Gene Ontology annotation, biological process: protein folding. The record is from RefSeq and is a predicted model, not a curated record. Gene Ontology annotation, cellular component: nucleus; cytosol.
UUUCGUUCAGUCUAUUGCGUGAUUGAAGCUGGAAUAGAAGGGGUAUCGUGAAUCCAACGUUCACGUUAGUUACAAAACGGUUAUUGAGCACCUGGUGAUCCGGUUAUACAUCGUUUCACGAGGAUAAACAUCGAAUUUACGGUCUAAGAUCGACGAAUUUAUUCAGUGUCGUAAAGAAAACGUCGAACCAGUCUAUCAACCAUGGCUGCUAUGUCCGUAAUCGGAAUCGACUUCGGCAACGAGAGCUGUUAUGUAGCCGUAGCACGCGCGGGAGGCAUUGAAACUAUAGCUAAUGAUUACAGUCUUCGGAGCACACCAUCAUGCGUAGCAUUCAGUGGAAAAAAUCGAAUUCUUGGUGUAGCAGCCAAGAAUCAAAUGGUAACUAAUAUGAAAAAUACUAUUCAUGGGUUCAAAAGAUUAUUGGGUAGAAAGUACAAUGAUCCACAAGUACAGCGAGAGCUUCAGAUGUUACCAUUUAAGGUAACUCAGCAGGCAGAUGGUGGAGGUAUUGGUAUACAUGUACAAUAUUUGGGAGAAGAACAGAUUUUUACACCUGAACAAAUAACUGCAAUGUUAUUUACAAAAUUGAAAGAUAUAUCCGAAGCUGCUCUUCAGACUGUUGUUAAUGAUUGUGUUAUUUCUGUUCCUUCUUAUUACACACAAGCUGAACGUCAGGCACUAUUAGAUGCUGCAAGAAUUGCAGAUUUAAAUGUUCUUAGAUUAUUUAAUGAAACAACAGCUACUGCUUUAUGCUAUGGCAUUUACAAACAAGAUUUGCCAGGGGCUGAUGCACCUCCAAGAAAUGUAGUCUUUGUCGAUUGUGGAUAUGCUAGCUUACAAGUAAGCAUUUGUACUUUUCACAAAGGCAAACUAAAGAUGUUAGCAAGUGCAGCUGACAGUCAAUUAGGUGGUAGAGAUAUAGAUUCUAUUUUAGCAGAACACUUCUGUAAGGAGUUUCGUUCACGUUACAAUAUUGAUGUACACACUAAUCCACGUGCAUACUUAAGGUUAUUAGCAGAGGUAGAAAAGCUGAAGAAACAAAUGUCAGCCAAUUCAACAACGCUUCCUCUUAAUAUCGAAUGUUUCAUGGAUGACAAAGAUGUGCAUGGCGAUAUGAAACGUGCAGAUAUGGAAGCAAUGUGCGUACAUUUAUUUAAACGCGUAGAAUCAACAUUACGGCAGUGUCUUGAAGAUUCUAAAUUGAAAUUAGAUGACAUUCAUUCGAUUGAAUUAGCGGGAGGUUCUACUCGCAUUCCCGCUAUUAAACGACUAGUGGAAGAUGUCUUUGCCCGUACUGGAUCUACAACACUGAAUCAAGAUGAAGCUGUUGCUCGUGGGUGCGCACUUCAGUGCGCAAUGUUGAGCCCUGCAGUAAGAGUCCGUGAUUUUGCAGUGACUGAUAUUCAACCCUAUCCAUUGAAAUUAACAUGGCAUGCUACCCAAGGCGAAGAAGGUGAAAUGGAAAUCUUUGGACACAAUCAUCCUGUACCAUUCUCAAAGAUGUUAACAUUUUAUCGAUCGAGCCCAUUUACGCUCACUGCCAGUUACAGUACACCGCCACCAUCGUAUCCUCAAACUCACAUUGGUGUAUUUUUAAUAAAGAAUGUAAAACCAACACCAGAAGGCGACUCUUCGAAAAUAAAAGUAAAAGUAAGGGUGAAUUUGAAUGGAAUUCUCACUAUUGCUUCGGCAUCACUCGUCGAAAAACGUGAACUUACACAACAAGAAAAAGAAGAAGAAGACAAACAGCAGCAACAACACCAGCAGAAUAACAUGGAUGUUGAUCAUCAAGAUAAAAAAGACAAGCCUGAUCAAGAAGCACAAGCUAAUGAACCACCAGCACCUGAGGUGAGCAUGGAUAAAACACGACGGAACUCAGAUGCUGAUGAUGGUGGAAGAGGUGCGAGGGGUUGUGCCCCUUCCUACUCCUCCAGGAUUCUCUCUUGGUUCAGCUCGGAAGAUGACAAGGGUGAGGAAGGUAAAGGUAAAAAGAAAAUUCCCGUUCGUACUAUUGAAUUACCAGUUGAAUCAUAUGGAUGUGGACUCUCCCAACGCGACUUGAAUGCCGCGUUAGAGAAAGAGUGCAAAAUGAUUGCUGAAGAUAGACAAGAAAAAGAACGUGUUGAUGCUCGCAACGCAUUAGAAGAGUAUGUUUAUGAUUUACGUGCUAAAUUAUCAGAAGAAGAUCAAUUAGCUACAUUUAUUACGGAAGCAGACAAAGAAGCACUUUGUCGUAUAUUAGAUGAAACUGAAAAUUGGUUAUAUGAAGAAGGAGAAGAUUGUCAGCGACAAGUUUAUUCAGAACGAUUAACCCGCCUUCAAUCACAAGGUGAACCAAUAAAAGAAAGACGAAUGGAAUUCGAAGGCAGGAAUCACGUUAUGGAUGAGUUAAAGGGAUCGUUAAUGGGAGUUAAUAUGGUAGUAGAAGGUAUUAAAGCAUCCAAUGGAAAGGAUGAUAAAUAUUCCCACUUAACAGAGGAAGACGUAAAGAAGGUUGAAAAAGCUGUACAAGAUAAGUGGCAGUGGCUUGAAGAAAAAAGAUCACUUCUUGGAAGUACACCUCGUACGCAGCAACCACCAGUUACUGUAGCUCAAAUACGUGCUGAGAAACAGGCAUUUGAUAAUAUUGUAUUACCAAUUCUAAAUAAACCAAAACCUAAAGUCGAAGCUUCAAAAGAAGAGAAACCAGUAGAUAAUAAAACUGCUGAUGAUCAGAAGACCAAACAGAAUAGUCAAGGUAAUGGCCACCCUCAGGCCAAUCAACAGCAACCUCAAGAAAAAAUGGACGUUGAGUAACAGUCAUCCCAUUUUUUAUGUUUUAAUACUGCGAAAUCUACCUUGAUUAAAAUAAUGAAAAUUAUUUCAUCAUAUAAGUCAUCUUUAUCAUGUCACAAAAGCACCUGAAACGUUUUCGUUAGCACAUGCGAAUUGUUUGUUUCUUUUCUCUUCCUUUUACUGUUAUUGAUGUGAUAAGUUGACAUAUUUAAGAACAAAGCGUCAUUAAUUUAAAUAUAUUGAAAAUUGAAGAAUUUUUUGUAGACUACAAUAAGCGGAGUAUGUAUGUGUUCACUUUACAUUCAAUUAAUUUGACAAACAUUAUUUCAUUUAAAUAAAUAGUAAUAUUUAAAAAAAUGAAUCCGUAAUUAAGAAUACAAGCUAAAAUUUCUCUAUAAAGUAUUAUCAUUUCUUGAUGGUUUAGAAUAAAGGAAUAAAUAAUUUCUUUUUCAUAACUUGAACAUUUUUCAUUUCGUUUUUUAUGAACAAUGAACCAUUAAAUCUGUACGGUAUUUGAUUAAGUACCAUAUUAAAUAGCAUUUAUAACGAAAUGUAUAGUUCUGUUUUUUGGGAAAUAUAUAUACUUGCAUCAUUUCGUUAAUAUUUAAUCAAAAAAAUUCUUCAACUUUUAAUACAUUUUCGAGAAAAUGUAAAACAAAAUUUUGAUCAGUGGAGCUCUUUGAAGAGAUUUCUGAUUUCAUUGCCAGUAGAAAGAUUUAAUACUUUGCGCUCUAUAAUAUUUAGGGCAAAUGUUAAGUUAGAACUAAUGACUAAAUUAAAAUGUGAAGUAGUUAAUAUCGCUGGCGAUCUUAUGUAUUUAAUAAUGCAAUAAGCAUUCAUUCCAACAUUUUCCCAGGCCGACAGCAAAAUAUUCUGUCACAAACUUUUGUUGCAUUUACAAUACUUAAAUAAAUUAAUAAUUUCAUUAAAGAAAUUUAUUAAGCUUGUUCCAGGAUUUGCUUUACAGUACCAACAGUGGCGUCUGUAACGGGACUACAAAUUUGAAUUAUUAUAUAUACAUUUUAUAAUAUUGUCAAAUUUCGAUGACAUAAAAUUUCUAAAAACAAAAUUAUAGUUAGAUAUAUAUCGUUGUACAUAAUACGUAGCCUUUCAUAAAGGUAAUGUUUCCCUGUUUUAAUUAUAUCUCAUGUCAUACAAUAGACAUCAUUUAAAGUGCAUCAGCGUUCUAAGAAAAGUUUUUUUAAGUUCUUAUAAUUCUUUAAGGUACUGUUUCUUAUCAGCAUUAAAUGAAUGGUAUUGUUACCUUGUAUAUUAAUCGCAAUUCAUCUGUUACAUUUAUUCUACAAACAAAAAAAGAAGGAAAAUUAAAUACAUCCCCCAAUUAGUGUCAUUAGAGUUGGGUUUGGUAUUAAUUGCAUUUUAAAUAGUUUUUCACAUUACUUUCCGUCGAUUCAAAAUUAUUCUCAAAGCUUCGUUAAGGAAGUACAAAAAUCAUCAGCCUAAAGUUAUAAAUAUAAAUUCGCCCCUAAUCAUUGUAGUACUGUGAUCACAAAGUGCACUAUAUUGAUUUAUCUAGCUGGUAUUAUAUAUUGAGAGUCACUGUAGAACCUAUCGCAAAAUUCUUUGAAUAUAAAAUAAAAUACGCGAUGAGAUUCUAUUCUACAUAGAUGUAUGUAUGUUACAAAGUUUGUGCUGUACAAUAUGUAAGUUUUGCGUGGGAAUGUUUUUGCUUCUUUAUUUAGCAAUUAUAUUGCAUUAACAGUACAGGUUUUUGCGUCAACUACAUAUUUCACAGUAUUCAAUAAAAAAGAAAUAUUACCUAACAUUGACAAAGAAGUAUGUGAAUAGGAAAAUGUAAUGCAAAAUAAUGUAACAUCCUUCUUUCGAUAAGUGUACGCGAAUAAAUGUGUUAUCAAGAA